AUGGUCUCCAAUAAUCUGGAACCUGUUUUUACAACAUGGAUGACGUUACCUAAAGUCACAGCAACCUGCAAUUCUCGAUUGCACACCUACUUUUUGCCCUUCGAAACGAAUACGGAGAAUACGUGUGUAGAGACAUUGCAACCUCUCAUUAAGUUCGACGAAGUAUUGGAUGUAAAUCCAGCAUUUAAAAACACGUGCUGCAAAACACUCCCAAGUAUCCAGGCUGGUGAUUUCGGUUUUGUAUGUAACAACAUUGUGACAAAGUCUGCUAAAGUCUACUACGAUGGCGGCACUUCAAAAACAAUUUUCACACUUCGAGAAAAUCAACGACCCAAAAUUGAUCGCACAAUCGAACAAGAAUCAACUGAUGCUUUAUCGACCAACAGAAUUGCAAAAAAUGUGGAUUCUUUGGCAAAGCCGGAAUUGAAGACACCAGAAAUUCGGCAGCAUCAACCACGAGGUUUGUUUGAAACAUUGCAACAACCGAAAACGGUGGUGAAAACGCAAGGAUGUACGAUGGGUGCAGCAAAGCCAUCCGUGUUCUCGAAAAUAGAUCGCGUUUCUUUCAUGAAAUUGCAAUCGUUUUCCUGCGACGCUUCAAAAAGAUCUGCCGAUUGUAAGACAGACGAUAAGUCGCAACGAUUGAAACGCAAAGACGGGACCAAGGACAAUGGUGUGUGUACUCAGGAGAUUGUGAGGAGUCGCAGUCGAAUCGAGAAAAGGCUCUGUGGAAAGACGCAGCGGAAAGACACGUGCGUCUCGUCCCAAGAUGACGCGUGUGGGGAACGACAGCAGAGAAAAUCUAAGCCAUGCAAAAGUUACACGUGUCCCGAACUGAAAAGGAGAAUGCCAUGCAAUUGGGACGCGGAGCGGUGUCCUGAGGAUAGUCGGAAACAUGAUAUGAAACGAGUCUCGCCGAGGGAUCGUGCGCGACAAUCGAGAGAUUCUAAUUGUUUGCAGGAGCAGGGUAUUGAUACGCAAUACAGUAAAAAUGUGAGAAACGACGCGAGAAACGUGACAUUAGCGAGAAAGAGCGGCGAAAGUGCACCGGAAAAAGUCGAAAACGAACCAACAGCUGCCGCAAAAGAAAUUCUUCCGGAGCAGGUGAUAAAAACUGUAGCAAGCUGCAGCAAAGACAAAGAUCGUAAACAGGGUCCGUCUUGCGAGAAACGAAAGAGAAAAUGCGCGACCAAGGAAAAAGAUAAAAUCAUGAAAAAGUGCGUGAAAGGCCCAGCUAAAUGUAUAUCGAGAAAAAAGGCUAUCGAUAAGAAGAAAACUUGUCGGUCUACACAAAAAGAUAAACGCAAGGAAUCAUGCGAAUCCACGAAAAAGUACAAUCGUGAAGAAUUUUGUACUAACAGAAAGAAAGAAUUUAUGAAAGAUGAAAAGCCUAAGGAACAAUCAAUAAAGCAACAGAUAGAUCGUGAAUACAAGGAGAUAGAUGAAUGCAAGAAGGGCUUCAAGAAAGAAAGUAAGGACAAUAAGGCCAAAAUGGUUUGUACAGAACACAAACUGACAGACUUGAACCGCACGAUCAGUUCAGAUAAAAAACAACAAAGGAAGGAUAAUGAAAAGCUUGGGUGUGUGCUUAACGAAUUAGUCAUUUCUACCGAUACCAUCUUCAAGUGGCUCAACGGUCAAUCUAGGAUUAUUAAUAGCAAAGUUCCAAUUGUGGCCAAAGAUGUCAGGCUAUUCAACAUAACGUUUGAUCGAUUAUUCUCUACCGCAAAACUGGAUUAUCAGGAUGAUUUUGCUAUCGAGCGAACCAUGAGCGAUGGUAAAAUCCUUCAGAAUUAUUCUGCGAAUAGCGACGAUGAAUUGCCAAGUUACGUUGAAAUAGAGCACCAGGACGAAGAAGAUGAAGUUUACGAUUGAACCACUUUUCGAGGGGUCGCCAGAGCCGAUUGAAAAUGUCCCGUGCAAAAGUCGCAGUAAAUAAUAAUUGAAUGUGCAAAACAGUACAAAACCGCUUCAUUAUAAUUGUUUUACAUUUUGUCGUAAUAUGACGUAAUAUAUCUUUGACGAAUGCGUUGGUGACGCAAUAAAACACAGCCCGCAGUAUAACUGCAUUUACGC
Messenger RNA from Vollenhovia emeryi, 2076 nucleotides. RefSeq names its product axoneme-associated protein mst101(2)-like. NCBI's taxonomy places the organism in Eukaryota, Metazoa, Arthropoda, Insecta, Hymenoptera, Formicidae. Bases 1 to 1875 code for a protein of 624 amino acids. The record is from RefSeq and is a predicted model, not a curated record. The transcript is spliced from 6 exons.